Messenger RNA from Habropoda laboriosa, 444 nucleotides. Its product is annotated as 60S ribosome subunit biogenesis protein NIP7 homolog. The annotation marks the transcript as partial. The record is from RefSeq and is a predicted model, not a curated record. Gene Ontology annotation, biological process: ribosome assembly. Gene Ontology annotation, molecular function: RNA binding. Lineage: Eukaryota; Metazoa; Arthropoda; Insecta; Hymenoptera; Apidae. Gene Ontology annotation, cellular component: nucleus. The transcript is spliced from 4 exons.
AUGAGGCAAAUUUGUAAAGAACACGUUCUACUACUUUUUCAGAAAAAAACUAAAUAUAUUGGAAGUAAUGUGAAACUAUUAAUUGAUCGACCAGAUGGUGUUUAUUGUUUCCGAGAAAGAAAAGGCAGAGUAUAUUAUGUCUCAGAAAAGAUUUUAUCAUUAGCAAGUAUGGUAACACCAGAUCGGCUUACAAGUGUUGGAACAUGUUUUGGAAAAUUUACAAAGUCAGGAAAAUUUAAAUUACAGAUUACUGCAUUAUAUCAUGUUGCUCCAUAUGCACAGUAUAAAAUUUGGCUCAAACCAUCUGCAGAACAACAAUUUUUAUAUGGAAACCAUAUUUCCAAGUCUAGCUUAAGUAGAAUUACAGAGAAUACACCUCAGUAUCAAGGAGUAGUUAUUUUUUCUACAAAUGACAUACCAUUGGUAAUUAAAAUAUUAGCAUUA